CAAAGUCCCUGUUGUUUUCUGCAGAGAUGUGGCCAGUGGGUUAAUGUGCAAAGUGAGCGCAGGAAAUGAUGUCGCGUACCUCACCACCAAUCACCUUGCAGCUCUGGCCAGACUGGAGCCGAGGCUCGUGCCUUUGGUUCUGGCCUUCCGUCACUGGGCCAAUCUGUGCCACAUCGACUGUCAGGCGGAGGGAGGAAUCCCGUCCUACUCGCUGUCUCUGAUGGUCAUAUUCUUCCUGCAACAGAGAGCCAAGCCCCUCCUGCCCGUUUAUCUAGGACACUGGGUAUGAACUCA
This is a messenger RNA of Sinocyclocheilus rhinocerous, 294 nucleotides long. Its product is annotated as terminal uridylyltransferase 7-like. Gene Ontology annotation, biological process: RNA 3'-end processing. Bases 44 to 289 code for a protein of 81 amino acids. Gene Ontology annotation, molecular function: poly(A) RNA polymerase activity. The transcript is spliced from 3 exons. The record is from RefSeq and is a predicted model, not a curated record. Lineage: Eukaryota; Metazoa; Chordata; Actinopteri; Cypriniformes; Cyprinidae.